GAGCAGGAGCUGGAGGAGCCAAUGAGCAUGGACUAUCCAGCAGCAGCACAUGAGGAGGCAUCAGUGGACUCAUGGAAGACGCUGUAUAACAGCAGACACAAGCGUGGCAUCAAGUGUCGCUUUUGCUGUGGCUGCUGCACCCCCGGUAUCUGUGGAGUUUGCUGCAGGUUCUGA
Messenger RNA from Pundamilia nyererei, 174 nucleotides. RefSeq names its product hepcidin-like. Gene Ontology annotation, cellular component: extracellular region. The record is from RefSeq and is a predicted model, not a curated record. Gene Ontology annotation, biological process: intracellular iron ion homeostasis. Lineage: Eukaryota; Metazoa; Chordata; Actinopteri; Cichliformes; Cichlidae. The annotation marks the transcript as partial. Gene Ontology annotation, molecular function: 2 iron, 2 sulfur cluster binding. The transcript has 2 exons.